AUGGAUGCUGCCAAAGCUUCAACAAAAGCAGCCGUACGAUUAGCGCAUGCUACUUUGGCAGUAAACAUUUCGUUAAUGCUGGCAAAGGCACUGGCAUCAUAUUUAUCCGGAUCAUUGUCAAUUCUAUCAUCACUGGUUGAUUCAUGUGUUGACAUCACUUCAGGGCUUGUUAUCUCAAUCUCAACUAGAAUGAUAAAAAAGAGAGACCCAUAUCUGUAUCCACGAGGUCGAACGAGACUGGAACCAUUGUCUCUAAUUGUUAUAAGUGUGGUUAUGGGCGUUGCUAGUGUACAACUAAUUUUUGGAGCAAUACAGCGGAUUGCUGCUGCGUAUCAGUUUCAUUAUCACGGAAUUGGUGAAGAACCAAGACUGGACGUAUCUGUUACCACAGUAUGUAUCAUGGUAGCUACUGUUUUAGUAAAGUUUACAUUAUUCGUAAUAUGUCAGAAAUACAAACAUGACCCUUCAAUAGUGGUGUUAGCCAUGGAUCAUCGUAAUGAUUGCUUGUCGAACUCGGUGGCACUUGCAUGUGCAUGGCUAGGAACAAUGUAA
This is a messenger RNA of Strongylus vulgaris, 552 nucleotides long. Lineage: Eukaryota; Metazoa; Nematoda; Chromadorea; Rhabditida; Strongylidae. The record is from the annotation of a GenBank genome assembly.